Gambusia affinis (western mosquitofish) is the source of this 1800-nucleotide messenger RNA. Its product is annotated as phospholipase B1, membrane-associated. The transcript has 16 exons. Gene Ontology annotation, molecular function: retinyl-palmitate esterase activity; phosphatidylcholine lysophospholipase A1 activity; A2-type glycerophospholipase activity. The record is from RefSeq and is a predicted model, not a curated record. Gene Ontology annotation, cellular component: brush border membrane. NCBI's taxonomy places the organism in Eukaryota, Metazoa, Chordata, Actinopteri, Cyprinodontiformes, Poeciliidae. Bases 372 to 1652 code for a protein of 426 amino acids. Gene Ontology annotation, biological process: phospholipid metabolic process.
AGUGCCUGAGAUCUUUUUGAAACGGCUCUUUUUCCAGAUACCAAAAAACAGUUGGAAUUUUACUUUUAAGCUCUUUGGUUGUUUUUAGAAGCGGUUGAGACACAACUGGAAGCAUAAAUAUGCUCAAAUUGUGAGUUUUUCAUAAUUCUCUUCUGAGUCCUUUAUCUCCGUCUGGAUUGGUUUAUAUCACCAUUUGAAAGCAAAAAAAAAAAUACAGGCCAUCGAUAAAUACAUUAUUUUGGUCCAGACUUUCUCAUUGGUCCCUCGGCUCGUAUUGGCGGCGCUAACACAAAGUGACAGAGCUGUAAAAACAGAGGAUCACAUUGUGCUGUGUGUAGGGGUGACCUAUUGUCUGGUACAUACGUCCUGCUAUGGAGGCGCUUUUGAUCGCCAUGGCAUGUGCGCUCCUGUUCUGCUCUGUCAAAGGGGACGACUGGUGGGGGGAGUACCAGGAGGGGAUACGACACUACAGUGACGAGGACCUCAAUAAGAUGUUUCCAGAGAAAACUCGACCCAUGUUCUUCAAACAUCCUCCGUUCCAGUGUCCUGACAUGACCCCGUCUGCUACUGUCCCCUCUUCUGUUGAAUUUGUGAAGGCAGCGGAUAUAAAAGUCAUCACCGCCUUGGGAGACUCCAUGACUACAGCUGUAGGUGCCAAUGCCACCACUGUGCUGGAAAUCCCAAUAGAGUUUCGCCAUGUGUCGUGGAGUAUUGGAGGCUACGGUACUUUUCAAGACGCCAUAACUCUAGCGAACAUCAUCAAGUUAUUCAACCCCAAUCUGCUUGGCGCUUCUCCUGGGCAGACUAUGCAUGGGAAGGAGGCUGAUAUUAGUGAAACCGGCUUUAAUCUGGCCGUGACCGGUCAUAACACCUUCGACCUCCCAGGUCAGACAAGAGAAUUAAUUGACACUCUGAGACGACAUGAGGGUCUUAACUUUGACGAAGACUGGAAGCUCCUGACCAUUCUCAUAGGCAUGAAUGACAUUUGUGAUUACUGUAAAGAUAAGGCUCUGUAUUCGGUGGAUAACUUCAUUCACUACAUUACCGUCUCUCUAGAAAUGCUUAUGAAUGAGGUUCCCCGUAUGAUCGUCAACGUGGUGCAGAUUUUGCGAAUGGAUUUUCUGAGGGAGGUGGAGAAGCCCACCCCAGGGUGUCGUCUACAGCGGUCCUUCUGCCCGUGCCUGAUCGAGCCAGUGUCCAACUCUCCUGAACUUAAGGAGGUCAUUGAGGUCAAUCUGGAGUUUCAGAGGAGACUCGAGAAGCUGCUGCACAGCGAUCGCUUCUUCAGGAAGGAUUUUGCUGUUGUCCUGCAGCCUUUCCCGAAACACGCUGAGCCACCACGCCUCCCGAACGGGAAGAUUGAUAUGACCUUCUUCACUCACGACUGCUUCCACAUCACCAUAAAGGGACACGAGGAGCUGGCUAAAGGACUGUGGAACAACAUGUUUCAGCCUGAAGGAGAGAAAAUGAUUGUGACCAGUUUUACUGAACCCCUCAAGCUCAUCUGUCCACCAGAGGAACACCCAUACAUCUUCACCCGCCCGGUCGCAGCCAAGUCGAGUCCGUCUCUUCUUCACUCCAAGUCCACAUCGCCGGCUGCCAUCGUCCUGCUCCUCCUCUUCUUCUUCACAAACAUUUCUCGUUACUCAUAGUUGUUCUUUAACAAACCUCACAAGGCUUUCAUAGAACACCUACACAUAUAUGUACAACGCACUGAGAGUAAAAUGUUGCGUUGGUUUCCUACCAUUUCACUACUAUUUAUGGGUUACAAUCAAUCAAAUAAAAUCCCAGUAAACAAUG